AUAAUCAAUCUCAGAAUUCACUCAGACAUAGAUGUACAACAAGAUCACCAAAACCAACCCAAAGCUCAGAUAGCUUUAUUUUUUAAAAUCUUGUGGAGCUUUUCUUUGAGAAAAGUAAGUCCGGAGCAAGAAACCCAGAGCUAAGGCAUAUAGAGAAAGAGAAAAGCAAGCUGUUUCAAUGGCAGAUACAACAGAAGAUGAGCAAGAAACACCGCCGCCGCGAUCAUAUUACAUGAUGUUUUUAACAACUAUGAGCAAAAGGAGAACUUGGGUAUGUCUAUUUGUGUUAGUUUAUGCUAUCCUUUUAACUUCUUUAUGGAAUUUCCUCAAAUCCAUACUGUCUUGGUAUGAAUUGCAAGCCCAACCUUCUGCCUCAUCAUAUGGGUGGCCUGCCCUUUAUGCCUCGGUGCUUCUUGGGGCAGUUUUUGGGCUGCUUUCCAUGUUUGCAGCUCUCGCAGUCGUGGUGCCUGCCACUUUGGUCACAUGGAUCACUAUUGUGGUCAUGCUGGCCUUCUUUGGGAAGCCUAGGAGUACUUUGGUUGUGGAGGGGAGGAAGAUUACAAGAGAGAUUUUCGGGAUUGUGAUCAGGAUUUUGUUGAAGGAAGGCAAUUUGGUGGCUGCUGCUUGUGCUGUUUUGGGGUAUUUUGCGCUUUUUAGGAGGAGUUCUGAGGUGAUCGAAUGAUUUGGUUGCUGGGAUUUUUGCUAGUUCUAAGGGGGUUGAAAUGGGUGUGUAGAUUUGAAGGAUGGGGUUUUGGAUUUGGUAAAGUUUUCCCCUCUCUUCCCUAAGACAUUGUUUGGUAUUUCUGUUUUUCUACUCAAGAAUAGAAAGGGUAAAGCUCUGAACCCCCACUGUUGUUGUAGGGCUCUGUAACAGUACUUCUUUUGAUUU
Molecule: messenger RNA, 889 nt
Organism: Prunus mume (Japanese apricot)
Lineage: Eukaryota; Viridiplantae; Streptophyta; Magnoliopsida; Rosales; Rosaceae
Source: RefSeq, a predicted model, not a curated record